Molecule: messenger RNA, 3948 nt
Organism: Closterium sp. Naga37s-1
Lineage: Eukaryota; Viridiplantae; Streptophyta; Zygnematophyceae; Desmidiales; Closteriaceae
Source: the annotation of a GenBank genome assembly
AUGGCGCCGUCGAAUCCGCUUUUCUCGCCGUCACCUGCGGCGCUGUCAUUCAUGAACUCCCACUUUCAGCGGCUCGAAGAUCUCUCGCUCGCGCCAAAUCUCCUAGGCAAUCUCUCUUCGGAGAUUAAAGACCUAAUUUCGCGUAAAGAUUCGCUCUGUUCGUCUCUCGCCUCCUCGCUCCAACCAGCAGAUGACGACAACGUCCGAACCAGCAGCUCCAGGCUCGGCGAAUCCGAGCCUGAUGCACGUUCGGGAACGAUUUCUUCCGUGGCUGCUCGCGCGCUCCAAUCCAUAGCAGCCACGUCAGAACGAAUCGAAGAAUGCCACGUGCGCGCCUCCGUGGCGGCCGCUGACGUGCAGCCAAUGGUGGAUCGGCUUGCCAGGCUGGCAGCUGAGGUGGCGAGAUGCGAGAGGGUGAGAGGAUACGUAGAGGUGGUGAUAGGAUUUGAGAGGCAAGUAGGGGAUGUGGAGGAGAAAGUGGGAAUGGCGGUGGGGCUAUGGAGGAAAGAAAUUGGCUCUGCUGCUUCUUCCUCUUCUGCCUCUGCCUCUGCUUCUGCCACUGCUGCUGCCGUUACUUCUGCUGCUGCUACUGCUAUUGCUGCUGCUGACACUGGUGCAGGUGCUGCUGGUGCUUCUCCUGCAGCAAGUGUCGCCCCCAUCACUUCCAGGAAGCAACCGUUUCGAAACCCUAAGCUCCUCUCCUCCCUCCGCACCGCCGCUCACGCCGUCCUCACCGCAUCCAACCGCUCCGCGUCCACCUCGCGCCACCACCCGGCCUGGUCCCGCCUGCUGACAGCUGUCGAUCUGCGAUUGGACGCUGCGACUGCUGCCCUGCUAGGCCCUCUGAUGGAGUGCUACAGGGGGUGUCUCGCUGCUGCCGGCUGGCCCCCUCCCCUUAGAAAAGGAGGGGGAGGAGGAGGAGGGGAAGAAGGAGCAGCAGCAGGUGCUCCUGCUGCUGCUGCUGCAGGUUCGGCGCUGGAUCGACUUGCCGGACCUGGAGGCGAGCUUCGGGCUGAGUUCACGAGCCUGUUUUUGGCGCUAUGCUCUCUGCAGCACGCGCAGAAGGUGAGGCGAGAAGCAGAGCAGGUACGGAUUCGAAGCGAAAGCGAGGUAGCAUAUAUGGAGGAUGAAGAGGAGGAAGAGGAGCAGGAAGAGGAGGAGGAGGCAGACCUAGAGAAUAUCCGGAACCUUGGCAAUACUCAAGUAGAAGAGCCGUUGCUAUGGGGGAUGGAGGAGCUGGUUCAGCCAAUAGCGUCGCAGGCCCGGCCGCCUUUCGACCAAUGGGGAGCGAGCGGGCGGACGGAGUGGGCCUUUGCGCUGACUCUCCGUGUGGCGUUGACUGGCGUUGACUCGUUUGACCUGGCGCUACAGCCGCUGGUGGACGAGGAAGGGCUCACAGGGGUGAGUGUGCGGGAGGGCUGGGUCCGGGCCGUGGUUCGGAUGCUCCCGAUCCACUUUCUGCGGAGGUCCGUCGUGCCGAGCCUAGCUGGGAAGCUAGGAAGCGCAGGGAUCGAAGGAGGAAGAGGUGGGGGAGGGAAGGGGGAGGAAGCUUGGGAGGAGGAGUUAAGUGAGGAUGAGGAGAGGGCAGCAGCAGCAAGGGAGUGGCUGCGAGUGGUGAGUGAGUGUAUCGCCUUUGACUCUGCCAUGACUCGCCUGCUGGUCUUUGGCUCUCCUGCUUCUUCCGCCGGUGCUGCUGCGGUCACUCCUGGUGUUGCCACCGACGCUGCUGCCGGUGCUGCCGGUGCUGCCGGUGCUGCCGGUGCUGCUGCGGUCACUCCUGGUGUUGCCACCGACGCUGCUGCCGGUGCUGCCGGUGCUGCCGGUGCUGCCGGUGCUGCUGGUGCUGCUGGCGCUUCUGGUGUUGCUACAACCACUGCUGCAGCUGCUGCGGACAGUGCAGAUCUUCCCGUGCCAGCAUCAGAUUUCUGGGCGGCACUGCAAGUGGAUCCCACAGUGGGAGUCUUCGCGGAGCGACCUGAUUGGCUGCUGCUCUGGAUCCAAUUGGAGCGGGCCAGCGCACGCAGGGGCGUGCUAGCUGUCAUGGGCAGGGACGCUUCCUGGAAGGUUCCACGGGAUGGGGAGGACGAGGCAAGCAUGGGGUUGCAGGAGUUGACCUCUACUGGCCUACUGCUGAAUGCGGUUGACCGUUCUGCAGCAACGGAAACAGCAGGAAAGGGAAUUGUUGAGUUCCGACCGCCGCCCGUUGCUCUUCAGCUGAUUGAGAUUCUCCGGGCGGCAGUCUCCCGAUGCGGGCGGCUUUCUGGGACCGUAUCUGAAGGCAGUGUAGCAAGCAGCACUGUAGCAGGCAGCAGUGACAGUAAUGAGGGGAGUGGCGCCAGCACUAGCAUGACCAGCCCCAGGGCCAUUGGCCGCGGACGGCAGCGCCUGUCUUAUGUCGAGGGGCUCUGCCGCCCGAUUCUCUCGGCGUUUCUGAAAGAGACGGAGCAGAGGGCAGACGAGAUAGAAGCAGCAGGAGCCCUGGCGAGAGAUGGGGAUCUAGAGGAUAUGGCUGGGUGUGCCACUGCUGCCAGGUUUGUGGCUCAUGCCUUGGUAACCUGGCAGGAUGAAGGGUUUCUGGUGGAGGCAUGGGAGGAGGGGAGGAGGGAGAGGAGGGAGAGGCAGGCGAGGAAGAAGGCGAGGGAGCCUCUUCCGCAGCAGAGGAAGAAGGAGAGUCAGCAGCAGCAACAGCAGGAGAAGGAGAACGAGAGGGAGCAGGCUGAAUCUGCAGGAAGGCGAAAGGUGGAAGGGGAGGAUCAGGAGCAAGAGCAGGAGCAGGAGGAGGAGGGAGGAGGAGACGGAUGGGAGCUACUGGAUGCUGAAGAGAACGAGAAUGAAGGCGAGAAACAACAACAGCAUCAGCAACGCCAGCAACAUCAGCCGGGGGAGAACCAGCAGAAGAACCAACUGGAGCAGCAAGGAGAGCAGCGUGCAGGGAGACAAGCAGAGCAGCAAGCAGAGCAGCACAUGCACCGCAUUCAGGCCCUACUAGACCAGUUCGAGGGUCCCGGGCCGGACCUCUUCUCCUCCGAGCUUCACCGCCUCGCCGCGCUCCACUCCACGCUCGUUGCCAGGCUGGCGACAGCUGUCGCGCGCGGAUUCGUCUCCCGCAGUGCAGAGUAUCCCCGUGCCAUUGUGCGCGUCCAGGCCCCUCCUCUCUCCCUUCCCUCUCCACCCUCUCCUACCUCUCCUCCUUCUCCUUCCGGCGAUGCACACUCCCUCUCCCUCUCCUCCACCUCCCUCUCCUCCUCGUCCCUCGCCCUCUCCUCCUGUCUGGUCGAUGCUCUCACCUUUCUCCGCCUCCGAUUACUCUCCGCCCGCCACUCACUCGACGCAGCUCUCUUCUCCUCCUUCUGGCGCCACCUCGCUGCCUUCCUGGACAGGUACCUAGUGGAUAGGGUCGUGUUGGGACGAGAGAAAAGUGCAGGUGGUGGGCCAGGGCUUGUGCUGGGCAGUUUGAAAUUUUCGGAGCGGGCCGGGCAGCAGUUUUCGUAUGACAUGCAGGUGGUGGUGUCUGUGUUUGAGAUCGCCACCCCCCGCCCACUGAACUUCUUUAAAAGGACGAGAGACGCCGGCCGGCUGAUGGCCAUGACGGAUAGAGACGCCAACGGGUUACUGUUCAUGUUGUCGCUUGUGAGCGGUUCUGGGGCCGCAUCGUCUUCAUCCUCGUUAUUAGCUUCUUCAUCCAAAGCACUGGCAUUGGCCGGUGCAGCUAUAGGGGCUGCUGGAGCUGCUGCUAUUGGUGCUGGUGGUAGGGAUACCAGCAGUGGCAAGGAUUCAGGGGUUGAUAGCCCAGAAGCCAGAGUGCAGCAGCAGGAGCAGCAGCAGCAGGUGGAGGAGGAGGAGAGGCAACAGAGGGCGGCUGCAGCUUUGAGGCGGAGAGGGAUUUUGCAUUUACAGGCAGGGGAAGUGCAGGCUGUGCUGGAGAGACGUGCUCUGCCAAAAAGGUAG